AUGUCGGACGACGAGUACUACGAAGACGACGAUGAUUGGUACUGGUAUGAAGACGAGUACACGGGCAUCGGCGACGACCUGGCCGCCACCGCCGUACAUUCCCCCAUCAUGGUCGAGGACCCAUCCCUUGAAAUCGUCGAGACCUUUAGCGAUUGGGAAUACUACUCUGAUGACUACUACGACGACGACCCAUCCAUUAUAAAAAAGCAAGGAACCGAGAGCGGCAGCGCAGAGGGCCAUACUGACGGGCCGCCACGGAAAAAGAAGCGAAAGCUAUCAGCCCUUCAAGACGUGCCUACCACCCUGUCACUGGGGCCGGCCAUUGUCGAUGGCAGCAGCAGCCCUACAGACGCCAAUUCGUUCCAGGGCGUGCUCUGGAGAAGACCGCCGGCCGCCGCUUUGGGAAAGGAAGAAAUCACACUGUACGAGCCUGGCAAGGGAGAAAAGGUUGCGUUGCUGAGCGACUGGAGAGAAGUUUUCAAAUCGUCUCUUGCCAGGACAGACUGGUUCCAGAAUGGCGUCAAUCCGCAAGAAGACGACGACAUGGAAAAGCAGCAGCAGCAUCUCGAACCUAUUGUCCGGGAGGAGGUCACGCCGGAAAUUCAAGAAAAUGGCGUCCGUGAAAACAGAUAUGCUACGUACUCUCCGCCACCGCUGGAAAUCGACGACAUGAACAAGUCGAUCAAUCGUCAGAGGGAGAAGAAUAUCCAGCCUGACUUGGGCAAACCUCAAUCUAAUCUGCGUGAAAUGAUGGUUGUGGGCGACAGCGAGGAAGGAGAACCCGAAGAGAUUGAAGAGUCGGCUGCUGCGCCGCUGGAAGAGCCUGCAGAUGCAGAAGUAGAGGAUGAAAACAUGGAGCAACAGCAAGAAGAGACAGAAAAAGAACCAACCACUCGCAAAAAGAUGCUCAGAGUGGAAGUGCCCGCGCCAUCGUCCAACGUCACAAACUCCUCUCCACCGCGCAAGAGAGGACGCAAGCCAAAAGAUGCGACAUCGACGAAACAACAACAAAAACCACAAAAGUCUCCUGUUAUUACUUCUGAUAAUAACAAAGUCUCGAAUCCCAAAAAGAGAGGGGCGUCCUCCUUACAAGUCGACGAAAAUGACGAACCCGAUAGCAAAAGACGCUCGAGGCGAAUAGCCUCGGUCUCGGAAACCCAGCCUGAGCAGAAACGUGUUCCGGCAAAGAGUAAUCGUGGGAGGAAGAGAAAUGUUUAA
This is a messenger RNA of Talaromyces rugulosus, 1218 nucleotides long. RefSeq lists its product as uncharacterized. The transcript has 2 exons. The coding region runs from base 1 to 1218 and encodes 405 amino acids. The record is from RefSeq and is a predicted model, not a curated record. Lineage: Eukaryota; Fungi; Ascomycota; Eurotiomycetes; Eurotiales; Trichocomaceae.